CUCUUGCAACUAUUAAUGUAGUAGCAAUCGCUAGUCCUCAUUAUCGAAGAGAAGCAUCGCCAUUAAUGAAAAAGGGGCAAUCAUGUGGAUUAAUUUGUUUAUACGUUUUAUAUACUAUUGAAGAAUGCCUUGAAUAUUGUAAUUCAAUCUGUGUAGUUGACAGCACCGAAUAUGCUUCGUGUUGUUUUACAUCUACUGAUUAA
Molecule: messenger RNA, 203 nt
Organism: Dentiscutata heterogama
Lineage: Eukaryota; Fungi; Glomeromycota; Glomeromycetes; Diversisporales; Gigasporaceae
Source: the annotation of a GenBank genome assembly